Messenger RNA from Aspergillus calidoustus, 670 nucleotides. NCBI's taxonomy places the organism in Eukaryota, Fungi, Ascomycota, Eurotiomycetes, Eurotiales, Aspergillaceae. The record is from the annotation of a GenBank genome assembly.
UUCAGAAGCUACCACGAGGCUCCGAAACCCGUACGGUGCUGCGUAGUCACAGCUUACACCUUCUAGACCCGAGCCCAAUGCCGUUCCUUGAAGAUAUAUAAAGACCCCUCAUGCAACCGAGUCGUGGCAUUUUGACUUUCAAUCACAAUAAUUCUGGCAACCACCAACACCUCAUCUUACUAUGGAAGAACCCGCCUACAACCCUGACUCCCCCGCGGCAACCACCACCAUCGUCUACCAGUACAAACUGGUAAACUGCCCUGGGAAAACCAUUGUCGGCUCGCUUAUCGAGUAUCCUCCGAACGGCGCGACCCCUCCGCACCGCCACGGAGGUGCGUCUGUUUCAGCCUACGGUAUCCGCGGAUCUAUUUUGAACAAGAUGAAUGAUGCUCCGAUGAAGGUUGUAGAGCAGGGAGGGUCCUGGUACGAGGCGCCAGGGUGCCACCACCGCAUCAGCGCCAAUGCGAGUGCCACCGAGCCGGCAGCGUUUUUCGUCACUUUCUUGGUGGACUCGGACCUGUUGCAGACGCAGGGCCCGUCGGUGCUUGUGCAGAUUGACGAGGAGUAUAGGGAGGCCUUUUUGAGGAAAAUGGGCCAGUAGGCGGGUCGGCCCAACUUAUGGGAUCUACAAAGGUUUAUUUGUUUGGAUUCCUAGUCUGUGAAUUCUGAU